Molecule: messenger RNA, 2297 nt
Organism: Physcomitrium patens
Lineage: Eukaryota; Viridiplantae; Streptophyta; Bryopsida; Funariales; Funariaceae
Source: RefSeq, a predicted model, not a curated record
GGGAUGUGCUGUAUCGUACUUACCCUCUCUCUCUCUCUCGCUCUCUCGCUUUGGGUGCUUUUUCACGAUCAUCGUGCUGCAAUUGUGUGGAUUUUAGGGUAUUAUGAUGGUUAUUUGGUUCAGUUUGUCGUUGUUGAGGAGAUGGGUAAUGUUUAGGGCAUUGUCAGUGGUCGCAAUCAAGGGACUUUGCGUGGUGGAGAGUGGUGUUUGAAUGUGAUUCGGAGAGUGGGAUUUUUUUUUAGUUUUGGGGUUUGAGACACCGUCUGCAAUUGCCCAGUGUAGGGAGGUGAACUCGCCGUAGACAGCCGUGGAUGACACCUUCGGAGGUUUGAAGAAGCAAUUUGUGGGAAGUGGGGUCGGAAGCGGAGGGCUUUUUAGGAUGCAGAAGCGAUGGGGCGUGGCAACCUUUUUGGGAUGUUUAUGGGUAGCCAGCCUCUUGUAUGGCGAGAUCUUCUCCUACUGGGUUCCUGUCCUGAGUUGCCAUUGGCCUUCCCUAGCAUCCAGUGCAUCUGGAGCCGAUGAUGGAUCCACCAACGUGAUCCGAAUUGCAGUGAUUGCAGAUCCCCAGCUUACAGAUCGCACGUCAUACAAUCAAAAACCAGGAUCCCUCGCUCUUCGUUUGACGCAAUUUUAUUCUGAUAUCUACAUGCGCCGUGCCUUCCGCUCUACGAUACUUGGCACAAAACCAGAUCACAUCUUAUUCCUCGGUGAUCUCCUCGAUGGAGGACCAAUAUUAGCUUCAGAAGAAUGGCAGGAAUCGCUUAAACGAUUCCAACACAUUUUUGACCAGUCGGAAGGGGGAAUCGAAACAGGAAGGCAGCGACCAGCGAUUCCUGUUUACACUCUUCCGGGUAAUCAUGAUUUAGGUUAUGAAGCUAUGGAGACCGCGAAUUCAGAGGCGGUGGAGCGCUAUCGGAGAGUCUUUGGCCCAUUGGAGCAUAACGUUACAAUUGGAAGUGUAGAGUUUGUGUUGGUGGAUGCCCAAGCUCUUGAUGGUUCGGGAGAUGUUGCUGCCAGGUCAUGGAAUUUUGUGAAGCAGAAGGCUAAAGAAAUGAAAAAUCAUGUGAGGAUCUUGGUUACACACAUCCCGCUCUUCCGGCCUGAUGAUACACCUUGCGGCAGCAAUCGUGCAUCUCGAGUCAUCAAUCAGAGGAUGAAUAGGCAGGGUUAUGCGCCGUUCCAGAUUACGUAUCAAGACUAUUUGACAGAAAAAUCAUCCUCAAAACUCUUGGAUUCUCUGAAACCUGUCAUGGUGCUGUCGGGUCACGACCAUGAUCAGUGCUUCGUUCUUCAUAAGUCUAAUCAGGGCUUUAUUCCCGAGCAUACUGUGGGAACGUUCAGCUGGCAGCAAGGGAACCAUUUUCCAUCUUUCAUGUUGCUUUCAGUUAGCUCAAAUGCCUCUGGAGAUGCAAGGCUGGAAAAUGCGGUAGCUUCAAGACUCUGUUUCCUGCCAGUGCAGCUUUUCAUUUACAUUUGGUAUGGGAUACUGUUGGUUGUCACAUUGUAUGCACUUCUGUUGUGGCCAUCAAAAGGUCUGAUAGCAAUCACCUGGUUCAUUGAGGAAGCCAAAUCAGUGGCAACCAGUCUCUCCAAAACGCAGAGGUUUAAGGCCAAAGAUGAAGACGCGGAGUGGGAGAUGGUUUGGGAUGCAGAGGGAGGCAUGCAUCUGCUCAAUAAGGGACCGAAAGGUUUACCAAUGUUGGUGGAAUCUACAACCACUUCUGGGAAGAGAGGGAAUGUUGCAAGGCGUGCAGGUCAUGACAUAGACACGGACACAGUUGUGAAAAUACCCAGCCCCAUGGGUUUAACUAUAAGCCCCUCUAUGCGUAAGGGAAGAGCGAGGACAAGCUCGUUUACAGCCAAAGUACUCCAGACCCUGGGCCCAGUUGUUGUAUUAGCAACUCUUAAUUUCAGCUUGUACUUUAUGCUACUCAUGAAAGACUGGGGUCCUUUGUAACCUAUUUUAGUGUUGAUAAAUUCUUUUUUUACUUGGAAAUUUAUCUCAAAGAUAAAUGCUUCGCUUUUGGCGUUAGUCACACUUGUGAACAACUGUUAAAACACUUAUAAUAGGGGGGGGGGCGUAGGAAUGUAAUAGAAGGAUAUAUUAAAAUUCAGCUUAUUGGUGGUUAGGCUAAGUUACAUUCAGCUCAUAUCUCUGCAUAGCUGUUCUUGGAGGAUACGACAUCCAUAUCAAGGAAGAAGCUGUAUCGCUUAUAGAUGACGAGGUCCCUUUUCAAUUCUUAUUGGUUGGAGUAUAUUUCCAAGAAUGCAUUCUUGCUCUGAUUUACCUACCUUGA